GCGGGGACACAGGUCAAUCAUCUCCUGAUCGGGAAAUGCUUGUGAUUCUCGCUCUCUCCGACUUUUUUCCCCAGAUCGACUCCAUCUUCUCUUCUCCUCCUUUUCUUUCUCUUCAGACUUCUUCUAUCCUUCUCCAACUAUACGAUUGAUCACCCCUCGAUAUAUCUCACCGACAUCACUACACCCCAUCGAAUAUCAAGAUGUAUCUCCGGGGAUUCUUGCCCCUCCUCCCCCUCCUCCUCCUCCCCAUCGCCUCGGCACUCGGCACCUCCUGCAUCAAAGUCGUCGCCGCCCUGGUGGGCCGCCCCAGCGACAUCUUCUACCACUUCCAGCGCGAGAUCUGCGACGUCGGAUGUAAACCGACCAUCCCGCACUGGGACCUCUGGGCCCGCAACAACACCUUCGUGCCCGCCGCCCGCGACAUCGCCCGGCGGCUGCGCGCCCCGCAAGAAGAAGACGCGCUGAUCCGCAUGGGCGACGAGGCGGCCAACAGCAUCAAGACGCGCUGCGGUCCGCUGCUGGGGGGCCGCGAUAUCUGCUCCGAUGACGACACGCUCGCCGGGUUCGGGAACUGUUUCAAGAAGACCUUUUUGCGGUCGGCGCUGCUGAGCGUGCCGACUUUGUUGCCGAUGGUGUCGGAUGCGAUUUGCAAGGAGCAGUAUGAGUUUUUGAAUCAGGAUGAGCUGUGGCAGGAGAUUAUCCCGGGGAAUAUGCGGGAGUAUGCGCAGGCUUGUCAGAAUUUGGAGGAUGGGAUGCAGGUGCUGGAUACGAAUUGGGAUGGGAUGGGAGUGAACAUUGGGGUUUGAUUUGAUUUUAGAUUAUGUUGAUA
This is a messenger RNA of Aspergillus campestris IBT 28561, 829 nucleotides long. RefSeq lists its product as uncharacterized. Lineage: Eukaryota; Fungi; Ascomycota; Eurotiomycetes; Eurotiales; Aspergillaceae. Bases 201 to 806 code for a protein of 201 amino acids. The transcript has a single exon. The record is from RefSeq and is a predicted model, not a curated record.